Anguilla rostrata (American eel) is the source of this 8425-nucleotide messenger RNA. RefSeq names its product AT-rich interactive domain-containing protein 3B. Gene Ontology annotation, biological process: regulation of transcription by RNA polymerase II. Gene Ontology annotation, molecular function: DNA binding. Gene Ontology annotation, cellular component: nucleus. Lineage: Eukaryota; Metazoa; Chordata; Actinopteri; Anguilliformes; Anguillidae. The record is from RefSeq and is a predicted model, not a curated record. The transcript has 9 exons. The coding region runs from base 415 to 2307 and encodes 630 amino acids.
AUUACAAUCGCGGCGGUGUGAUUCGAUACAGAUUCGAAUACAUGCUGUAAUUAUUCAACCAGUGAGUACAGCAGGACGGGAAUUCUGGAACUUGUUGCUGUCACGGGGCGGGCCUUGUAGAUGUUGUGUGCUUAGUCGGGGGUGUAACACAGGGGGAGGAAAAUCGGGUAAAGGAGUGGGAGCCCCGACGCGAGGCGCUCCGAGAGAUGAGGUUGCCUUUUUUCCCUUCUGAUCUUCCUCUUUUUUAUUACUAAAUAACAGAUUGAAGUUUCGCUUCAGAGCCACGCGGACACUGCGUUUCUGCUUGAGGAAGAAUUUAAAGCUCUUGGAGUGAAUGCACGCUUUCCUGGUUUGUUUGUUUGUGACCGAGAGUGUCAGCAAAGAGGGAAAAGAAGGUUAACCUGGGAAGAAGGGAUGGUGGACAAUUCUGGUAGCAGCAAGGCACAAAUGCCGAGCCUGUCCCAGGAGGGUGGCCUGGGAGGCGGGAUUCCCCAGGGAGUUUCGGCGGGAGUGAAGCUGGAGGCCGUGAUGGAGCAGCUCCAGAGGCAGCAGCAGGCCCGCCUGGAGAUGGAGAGGAAGGAGCGGCACCUGCGCGAGGCGCGCAUCAUGUACAGCCAGCAGGUGGCGGCCCAACAGGCCAUCCUGGCCGCCGCCCGGGCCUCGGGGGCCCCGCUGGGGGCCGGAUUUCUGGGCAAGGCCCUGGGCGUGGCGGCUGGCGGAGGAGGCGGGCCCCUGGCCAGGGCGACCAAUCAGAGCAGCGUGGAUUCCGAACGCGAGGACGAGGAGGACAGGGGCCGGGACUCUGAGGAAGAGGAGGACGAGGGGGAAGAGCGGAUGAUGAUGGAGGGAGAGGAGGGCAGCGAGGAGGACGAGGAAGGAGGGGGAGAAGGAGGAGUAGGUGGGGGGGGACUGGAGUACCUCCGCAAACAGACCCUGGCGCUACAGCAGGGCGUGGCGCGCCUGCCCCACCGCCCCUUCCUGCCCUUUUCCUCCGCCUCGUCGGGCCCCGCCCCCCCGCGGGCCCCCUCGCCGCCCGUCAGAGUGAAGCAGGAGCCGAAGGAGGAGGAGGAGGAGAACCGGUCCCCCGCGGGACACCCCUCCUCCUCGUCCCCCAACGGGCAGGCGGACUGGAGCUACGACGAGUCGUUCAAACAGAAUGGAAAUGCCUCCUGGACUGACGAAGCUGAUGGAGGGAGAGGAAGAGGCGAGGCGUCCAGAGACUUCGCCAAGCUGUACGAGUUGGACCAUGACCCAAACCGGAAAGAGUUCCUGGAUGACCUGUUCACCUACAUGCAGAAACGAGGGACUCCAGUGAAUAGGAUCCCCAUCAUGGCCAAGCAGGUGCUGGACCUGUACAUGCUGUAUAAGUUGGUGACGGAGAAGGGAGGGCUGGUGGAGGUCAUCAACAAGAAGAUCUGGAGGGAGAUCACCAAGGGCCUGAACCUGCCCACCUCCAUCACCAGCGCCGCCUUCACCCUCCGCACUCAGUAUAUGAAGUACCUGUACCCGUACGAGUGCGAGCGGAUGGGGCUGAGCUCUCCCGGCGAGCUGCAGGCCGCCAUCGACAGCAACCGGCGGGAGGGCCGCCGGCCCAGCUACAGCGCCAGCCUGUUCCGCUUCUCGCCGUCCCCCGGCGCCGCGCCCCACAUCCUCUCGCCCCCGAAAAUGCCCCUCGCCUCCCUGGGCACGGGGGUCACGGGGGGCCACAACGGCCUGCGGGCCUCGCCCGGGCCGUCUCUGAAGAAAGCCGCCGAGGAGAGCACCCCCUCCCGGCUGCACGGCAGGCUGCCGAGCAGGCUGCCCAUGGCGCUGGCGCUGGGUCACCAGCAGGUGGCGGGCCUGGCACGGGCGGCCACGCUGGAGCAGCUGCGGGAGAAGCUGGAGACGGGCGUGGGCGACGGGCCGGAGAGGAAGAUGGCGCGGCUGGCGGAGGAGCAGCAGCGGCUCAUGCAGCAGGCCUUCCAUCAGAACCUGCUGGCCAUGGCGUCCCAGGUCCCCACAAACCUGCGCCUCAACAGCAGCCGCGAAGACAAACAGGACCUGGCCCUUACCAUCUCCACUAGCGGAGCCACCAGUAUCAGCGUGUCAGUGGAGGUCAACGGCAUUCUCUACUCAGGAAUGCUGUAUGCCCAGAAGUCUGGUCCACCAGCCACAGUGGCUGCAACCAUUUCCGCAUCUGCCACAGUGCCCCCUGCUGGCCCCAGCGGGGGGUUUGGUAUCCUCUCCUCCACUCACAGCCCGAGCCCCCCCUCCUCUUCCUCCAAGGGCCCCAGUUCUGCCGAGCCCUCCACCAGCAGCUCACCUUAGCCCUAGCCACGGACAGCACCCACACCCCAGGCUUUUCCGCAACCCGCAGGCCCCAGCAGGGAUACAGUACCUCAAGCCGAUCAGCUUGAUCGGUGGAAACAGAGCAAACUGUUGCACAACAAGUACCUCAGCACUCCUGUUAACCUUGGCUGUCCACACAUGCAAAAGCAUGGUCUAAAGUAAAACUAUUCAUGUGUACACACACACAUACAUGCACAGACACACGUACAUACACACACAACACACAGGAAAUAGUUCAACACAUCAAAAAUGUACAGCCAAAACCCUCAGACAGGUGUUCACAACUGAACUUGAACAUUUUUAUUUUGAAUUUUACCUUUGUUUUAUUGCCAUGUGUUGUCUUUUGAAUUACGUUUAGUAUAAUUCUCUUUUCUCUUUUUACAUACCUCAAAAUCAAGUAAUCUGCAGUGGUUUAAUCAUCCAAGAAUCUUUACCUCAAAAGCUGUAGUAUACUUUAGAUGAAUGAACUUUAUUUUUUUAUAUUUUGUUCAAAUCUGAGGAACCUUUGAUUUGUGCUACGUUCUCCUAAUGGGGAUCUUUCACGGAAUGUUUUGCCGUGGUGGCGGACAGCUGUCAUAAUUCAAUCAGAUAGUGUGCUGUGAAAGCUACGUUCUCUGUCUAACGUUUUGAACAACCAUUUUAUAUCGCACGUCUUUUAGCUUCUCUUCCACGAAUGUCAGGAGGGAUUCGUAGUAUCUUCAUAAAUAGGUUUAUUGAAUUUCUGGACUUCUGGAGGGAGAGAAUGAUUAGAUGUGAGUUCUAUGCAAAAGCAAGCAUUCUUCUGGUUUGAACAGUAUGGAGAAAUUGGGAGGAGAAAACAGACUUGGGCUUGUGCACGGUUGGGGUUCACUGUCACCACCUCAGCCUUCACCUGUGCAACCAGGGUCCUCAUCACUCCCAUAGCAACUGUCAAUCAAUACAAAGUGGUGGGGGGCACCAUAAUUCAAGCUUCCCAGUACAUUGUGCAUUGGGUUGAAUGUUACAGUUUUGAUUCCCCCUAGGACAAGGAGAAAAGCCCUGGAAAAAAAUCCAACAAAAAACCAAACAAAGCCACAAGAAGGAUAUUUUUCUUGCCAAUACAGCAGGACCAGACGUUUUGUAAAACACAGUUUGUAUUUCAUACCUCACAUUUGCCUUUCCAUAUUGGAGAGCAUCCUUCUCAGGAAUUACAGAGGGGUCCCCUGUGGACUCCUUUCAUUAAAAACAGGACUUCAUACCAAAAAAAAAUGCACAAAUCUGCAAGACCGUUCAAAGACAUACCUCAAGACUCUCACGGAGAACUACACUGCAUACCUCGUGCGGUCAAGCGGACGUGACGCACCCUCCUCAUUUUGAAACCAGGUGCGGUCAGCGGUUCGAAGAGUGCCGGCAAAUCAGGAACACUGGACUCCGGACAGAAUCCAACUUUAAAACAACUACGCUGUGUCUUUCACCAAUGCCAAGCCCAACCGUUGGAAUCGCUUCUCUUUCCCAGCUCUCACCAAGUGUUCAUCAUUUAAAAUGUAAAAUGGACUGCCGGCCGGGUAGAAUGGGGAGGGCAGUAUUUUACACACAGCCCUCCCUCCUGAAUGUUCGUCUCUGAUUAUUGCACAGCUGGAUACCAAAGACUGCCCCAGUCGUGUCCCUCGGUUUCUAAAGCGUAUUCAUGCCUGUUGUCUUUCAUUCAGGUUGGAACUGAAGCAAGUGCAAACAUUGUCUGACACUGACAGCCAUGCCUGUCGCCUUGCAUAACGACCCUACUCUCCAUUUAAUAGGUCUACAGUUGAGGCCAAAAGCUUACAUACACCAAGGCUAAAGAGAUUCAAACUGAAUUUUUCACAAUUCCAUGUUACUGUACAUUUCCUGUGUUAAAUCAAUUAGGGUAUCUACUUUAUUUCCAUAAGAGGUCAUUUCAAAAUGAUAACUAAGAGACAUUUAUUUCAGCUUUUAUGAACUAUAUCAGAUUUUCAGUGGGUCAGAAGUUUACAUACACUUUGUUAGUAUUUGGUGACAUUGCCUUUUAAUUGCUUAACUUGAAUCAAAUGCUUGUGGUAGCCUUCCACAAGCUUCUCACAAUACUUUGCUUUUGCCCAUUACUCCUGACAGAACUGGUGUAACUCAGUCAGGUUUGUGGGCCUCCUUGCUCGGAUACGCUUUUUCAGUUCAGUCCACAGAGAGCUUUGUGAUGGCCACUCCAAUACUUUCACUUUGUUGUCUUUAAGCCAUUUUGUUGCAACUUUGGAGGUAUGCUCAGGAUCAUUGUCCUGCUAGAAGACCCAGUUGCGACUUUCUAGCUGAUGUCCUGAAGUGUUGCUUCAGUAUUUGUAGAUAAUCCUCCUUCCUCAUGAUGCCAUCUAUUUUCUGAAGUGUACCAGUCCCUUUUCCAGCAAAACACCCCCACACCAUGAUGCUGCCAUGCAACAUGCAACAUGCUUCACAGUUGAGAUGGUGUUCUUCGGAUGAAAAGCCUCACCCUUUUUCCUCCAUACAUAGCGCUGAUCAUUAUGACCAAACAGUUCAAUUUUAGUUUGAUCUGACCAGAGAAUACUCCUCCAAAAGGCUAGGUCUUCAUCCUGGUGAUCACCUGAAAGCUUCAUUCUGGCUUUUUUAUGCCGGUCUUGGAGUAGGGGCUUCUUCCUUGCGCAACAGCCAUUCAGGCUAUGGCGAUAUAGGAUUCUCUUAAUGGUGGAUGUAGAUACUUUGGUAUUUGAUGCCUCCAACUCCUUCAUCAGUUCCUUUGUUGUUGUCUUGGGGUUCAGUCGAACCUUUCGGACCAAAUUUCGUUCAGCCGUGGGACUUAAUUUGUGCCAUCUUCCUGAACGAUGCAGUGUCUGUAUGGUCCCAAGAGUUUUAUAUUUGCAUACAAUUAUUUGUACAGAUGCUCGUGGUACCUUCAGUUGUUUGGAAAUUGCUCCUAAAGAGCAACCGGACUUGUGGAGGUCCACAAUUUUUUUCUGAGGUUUCUUCAGUUUCUUGGAUUUUCCGAUGGUAUCAAGGGCAAAAAAGCAGUGGCUCUAAAGGUAGGCCCUUUCAUACAGCCACAGGUGCCAGUUAACUCCUAAUUGUGACAGUUGGCCAAUCAGAAGCUUCUAAAAAGUCAUUACAUCAGUUUCUUGAAUCUUCCAGACUGUUUAAAGAGUCAGUCAACUUGGUGUAUGAUCCACUGGAUCCACUGGAAUUCUGAUAUAGUGAAUUAAAGCUGAAAUAAAUCUGUCUCUAAUCGAUUGUUUUAAAAUGACCUCUGAUGUGAACAAAGUAGAUUCCCUAAUUGACUUGCCAAAAGAAAUGUAUGGUUACAUGAAAUGUGCGGAGUUGUGAAAAACUAAGUUAGAAUAUCUUUAGUCUAGGUGUAUGGAAACCUUUGGGCUCAACUGUAUGUGCUGCGUAUGAUGUUUGAGUCUGAUUGGGUCAAGCUACUCAUGUCGAUGUGUGUUUGGGUUUUUCAGAACUACUGACGGCCGCAUCAGAACUGGUCUGCCUUUUUUUAAACAGUGUCCUGAAAUUCAUGGUUUAAGACCCCCUCUCGCUUUUUGUAGCCGUGUCCUCACAAUGCACGGUCUUCGCACGGUUUAACUGCGUAAGACCAUGCUUACAUAGCCACCUUCCCAGAUGUCGUGAUCCUGGUGCGCUUUAACCGAAAGCCUGGAACUCCCCCCCCCACCAAAGCUUGGCCUGACGGAUGAGUCACACAACCAUGCUGGCGUAGCUGUACCCUCUGGCAGACCAUGUGAGGUUCGGCAGGGCCGAAGGGGGGGUUUGCCAGCUCGUUCAUGGCCUCGUGUUCCUCAGAUCUUUCGCCCACGUUUAUGCUUAUUAGUGUGCUUCUGUUCUGGCUCGUGGGAAUUAUUGAAGGAAGAGAAUUUUCUUUCUGGUUUCAUGCAUGUUUCCCUCCCAGCAUGGAUGCCUGCCUGCUUUAGCUUCUGUUUUCCCUGUUUUGUCUCAGUUUAAUGGGCCAGUUGAGUGGUGAUAGUGAUAGUACACUGUCGAACCUGUCAUAUCGCUAACUGGCUCUUUCUUCAAAGAUGAUUUUGAAGAUGGAAGAUGCCAUAUUUCAUGUAGAUGUUGGAGGAAGUGUAGUCGAUACCUUAAAUAUUUUUACUACUGACCAAUGCUAGUGCUUUUGCAAGGUUUUUGUGCAAGCUUAACAGUUUAAAGAUUAAAUUAGAGGUUUCACAAAAGAAAACCAAACAAUCACAUGACAUUUAAUGCAGAUUUCAAGACUGAUUUUCUUCCCCUUUUAAUGAUGGAUUUUCCAAGAAACUGAAGUGAUACUAAAGAAAUUAGUUGUUGAUGAAACAGAAACCUUUUAAAUCACGAUCACUUAAGCUAAGACAUGACUUGUCUCCCGUCCUUAUUGCUCUGUGUGUGUGUGUGUGUGUGUGCAUGCAUGCCUUCGUGAGAACAAGCUUGUACGUGUAUAAACGUGUGGGUGUGUGUGGAGGUGAGACAAAGAGCAUCAAUCUCAAUAAACUAAAUCCCACCAUGGAAACCCAGGUAUAAACUCAGGGACAAAAAUCAAACACAAAUGUAUUAAUUUGCAUGUUCAGCAUUUGAGUGAAGGCAGUUUGUCAUUGUGUGUUUGUGGCAUAUUUUAUCAGUGUUGGGUGGAGUUAUGGCCCUGUUCUACCAGGGCCAUAACUGCAAGUGUGCGUAUGGGUAUGUGUAGCUGUCUUUCUGACAGUGAUGAGGAAGUGAGUGGUGGAUGAGUGGAGGGAAAUGAAGUCAUGAAAAAGACUUAUUCAUUUCGGAAUCAUACAAUGAACUGAAUUUCUUGAAACACCACCACAGUGCUUGAAAUGGGUUGUAACAGUGGUUACAGAAAUGUGUCACUAAGAAUGUGAAAAUCAAUGAAUAGAAGAGCGUUGAUAGCUGCCUCAAACGGUGCAUUGAGUCUGACUCUUCAAUGUGAAUAAUUUGGUUUCAGGCACAGAAAAUAGCCUUUGAGUUGGUGGUCCUUAAUCGUAACAUUUUCAGAGAAUGCUCCGGUUCCUUAAAAUUCCAAGACCUUUGUAACACUGGUCCAUAAAUAGAGGGACACCACUGGCGGAAGAGCCAAUCAGAAGUCUGACACAUACUACCUCAAGUCUACGGCGCUCUUUCGUUUCACCUCGUGUUCUGCCCGUUCAAUGAAGGGCUACCUUUGCAAUUAUUGGAUAAACCAAUGUAUCUAAUGCUGGAUUGGUCCGAGUGGUUAGUUGAAUGUAUGUGGAGGAGAGGGUUGACAUCUGCUAGAGGUCUAUUGAUAAUGUGUAGACAUCUCCAUAAAAGAUGCUUCACAGAUGGGCUGUAGUGUCAUGCCUUUCAGGGACAUCAUUGGCUCUCUGUGUUCCUCUGCUGCCCCAAAUUCAGACUGUGCAAAGCAGCAAGAGGAGACGGGCACUUAAAAUGGGUUAGGCUUCAUUUUUCUUUGUAUAAUUUUAAACAAAGGGUCAGGGAAACUAUUCUUGAUAUUGCCAAGGAAGGGCAAAACAUUGUUUUUCCUGGUCAUAUAAUUGUAAAUGAAAAAUAAUUUUUAACUACGAAUCCAUUUGAAGUAUCUCCCUCCCAUUCCUCCUACGAAGAUAUUAUUUAAUUGGGGACGGAGCGAGUUCCUGUUUCCUGCUUGGUUGCAACAAGGCAUAUUUAUUCAUUUGCCGGACCCACUGUACCUAGACACCUCAGGGCAGAGGAUUACUAUCACUAUUCGUAUUGAUGGUGACAGACGGGGGAAUGUGUGUUUUAAAGAAACCUCUUGUGUGUACAGUGACCUGCACACACACAAAUCCUCCAACGCAAGGUCAUAGUGACCUGCUGGACGCUAGGGUUUAGGCAUUUUUGUUUAUUUGUCGCUUUGCUUUUUGUAUUCUGUAUUUGGCAAGUUACCAUUUCUCAGGAAACGGAGAUGUUGAUACUCUGUGGAACAUGGUCUCUGGCUGGCUUGGAUUUUGUUGUUUAAAAAAUUUCAAUUGAACCUGGUCUGUUUAUUACAGUUGCAUAUGCAAGUGGUUAUUGAAUACCUCAUUUAUCAAGCUUUUUGUUUUGACUCAAAAUUGUACAAUGCUCCAGUAUAAAAUCAAUCUGUGGGGUUUGUGCAUAUUUUUGUAUUGUUAUUAACAACAAUAAUAAAAUAUUGAUAUUA